Messenger RNA from Sorex fumeus (smoky shrew), 681 nucleotides. It is a transcript of the gene GET1, whose product is annotated as guided entry of tail-anchored proteins factor 1. The transcript is spliced from 5 exons. The record is from RefSeq and is a predicted model, not a curated record. Gene Ontology annotation, biological process: tail-anchored membrane protein insertion into ER membrane. The coding region runs from base 58 to 612 and encodes 184 amino acids. Lineage: Eukaryota; Metazoa; Chordata; Mammalia; Eulipotyphla; Soricidae.
GGCGCGGCGGAGCGUCCCUCGUGCGCAGGCGCAGGCGCGGCCUCCGGCGCGGUGCCCAUGGAGCCGGCGGGGCCCGCGGAGCCGGCGCCCGGCGCGGCCGAGGCCGACCACUGGGCGUGGCUGCUCGUGCUCAGCUUCGUGUUCGGCUGCAACGUGCUCAGGAUCCUCCUGCCGUCCUUCUCCUCCUUGAUGUCCCGGGUGCUGCAGAAGGCUGCCGAGCAGGAGUCCCAGAUGCGAGCCGAGAUCCAGGCCAUGAAGCAGGAGCUGGCCACGGUCAACAUGAUGGACGAGUUCGCCAGAUACGCGCGACUGGAGCGGAAAAUCAACAAGAUGACGGACAAGCUCAAGACGCAUGUGAAAGCGCGCACAGCUCAGUUGGCCAAGAUCAAAUGGGUCGUCAGCGUCACUUUCUACGUGUUGCAGGCUGCCCUGAUGGUCUCGCUCAUCUGGAAGUACUACUCUGUGCCCGUGGCCGUGGUGCCCAGUAAGUGGAUCACCCCCCUGGACCGCCUGGUGGCGUUUCCCACCCGAGUGGCAGGUGGUGUUGGGAUCACCUGCUGGAUCUUGGUGUGCAACAAGGUCGUGGCCAUCGUGCUCCACCCCUUCAGCUGACCAGGACAGCGGCCGCGCCCACGUCUUUGAAAAUGGAAUCACUGUUUGGCUGAACACGUGACUUUUGUU